This is a messenger RNA of Pollicipes pollicipes, 1040 nucleotides long. RefSeq names its product tectonin beta-propeller repeat-containing protein 2. Bases 191 to 505 code for a protein of 104 amino acids. The record is from RefSeq and is a predicted model, not a curated record. The transcript has 2 exons. Lineage: Eukaryota; Metazoa; Arthropoda; Thecostraca; Pollicipedomorpha; Pollicipedidae.
CAUGCUUGCGUGUGGCCGUGCCUGUCUGCAUGGUCUGUGACGGGCUGGUGACAGCCAGCCGCCGUAACGGUCGGUUGCCGUGACGGGCGUGUCUGUGUACCAGGUGGCCGUGGGGCCGGCCGACCAGCCGGUCUGGGCGCUGGACUCUGCCGGCGUGCCGUGGCGCCGCUGCGGCGUCCACCAGCAGCCCAUGGUCGGCACGCACUGGGAGCCGGCGACCGGACUGGCGGCGGCGCAGCUGGCGCUGGCGCCCGGCGCCGUCUGGGGACGCGCCUCCAGCGGCGCUGUGCACCGCUGGCUGGAGGCCGGCCAGCAGUGGUGCCGCGUGCCCGGCUCCACCCGACACGUAUCAGCGUCGGUGAGCGGCGAGCUGUGGGUGGUCCACGCGGGCGGCCUCUACACACUGCACGACCUGUGGCUGAGGCCCGGCCAGCCAGUGCGGCCUCAGGUCCAGCCCGGCGCCGCCGACGCUGAGGACCGCGACUGGGAGCUGGUCACCUGCUGACUGACUGACUGACUGACUGACUCGCUGGCCCGCAAGGCCGCAGCAGGCUGGACAUUGUCAGCGGCGCCUGUCCGUGGCGGCGACGCACUUGCGCGUGUCAUGGAUCUGUUUGCGCCUGUUGUCUGUACCGUGCAUAACCCGUUGGUACGUAAACUGCGCCUGACGGUCGUGUGCUGUGAAUGGUGGGCGUUCCCAGAUGCGUUUUAUAAGCGACAAUAAUUAAGGAGGCCGACCUGUCGGAGUGCGUUUUGAUACGUUUGGAGUGCCGCGACUCGUGCGAGCCGCGGGAGCCGCCGUUUCAGGGAAGAAGUUUUCGUGUAUAUCACGCGAGCCCCCAAAGGUGUUGCGGUGCGCGGAUGGCACCGGGCGAUCGUCGGGUACAGCUGGACCAGAAUUAAUCGAGAUCUUAGGUACUGAUCGAGUCUGUGAUUGCUUGUCAAGUCCGGCGUGAUUGCUUGUAACGUCGGGACGUUGUAUUCUUGCGUAUCCUGCCCGUAAGCCCAGCUGUCCAUAUUCAUGCCCAAUACACACAAGA